Molecule: messenger RNA, 2607 nt
Organism: Aedes aegypti (yellow fever mosquito)
Lineage: Eukaryota; Metazoa; Arthropoda; Insecta; Diptera; Culicidae
Gene: spz3
Product: protein spaetzle 3
Exons: 7
Coding region: 405-2090 (561 amino acids)
Biological process (GO): innate immune response; central nervous system formation; regulation of Toll signaling pathway
Cellular component (GO): extracellular region
Molecular function (GO): Toll binding; growth factor activity
Source: RefSeq, a predicted model, not a curated record
UGAGAAGCUGUUUGAAUGCUAGUUUUUUUUUCGGUGGAGAAUAGAAGUAGUUUUGAAGCAGUGGCAAUACUAACAGCAGCAACGAGGAAUAGUAGUGACGGUUUAGUGCUACCAUUGAGAUGGAAAUGUAAAUAGCAGCCCGGAGAGGUUCACUGCCGCUAGAAACAGGAAGAAUCGAGCGAAGAAUUCUGAGUGGUGAUAAAAUGUGGUAUUUUAUUCCCAGCGGAAAAAUGUGAAGAAAUGCAAAAUUUUCAAAUUCGUUCGAGUGAUGUACUACAAGCUUCGAAUGGGAAAAAAGCAAUGAUUAUAAUCUUUUCAUAAUGUGUUGAGAAUGGGAUGAUUGUGUAUCAGUGAUAACAGAAGAAACAUAAGAAGAUUGACACGCACAGUGAGGAUCAAGAAAAAUGGCACUAGUGAACUACACAUUGCCUUUCGGCAGUAUACAGACCCCAGGUUGGGCAACCGUUAGUCCUAUUCAUAGCCAACAUGCAUCGGCGGUGAAUAAUUUGCUGUACGGACCAGCAGGUCAUCAAGAAGCAGAUCCCAACGAUCAAGACUUCUACAAAAAUAGCCCUUAUUCAGCUCCCCAGCAACAGCGAAAUGCUCCUCAGCAAAACGCCCAAUAUCGGCAAGUCCCCAGAAAUAAUUACCUUCCCCCUUCCCAAACCUAUCCUCAACCCCAGCAGCCAAAACAGCCGGUUUACCAGCAGCCACAAGCUCAACCUCAACAGCCCUCCAGAACGUAUGGCGAGGGUUCCUACUCGCAAGUUCCUGCUCGAACUGCCACUCAACAGCAGAAUCCUAGCUACUACAACCCAAGCGGGUAUAACAACCAACCGCCCAAGCAGCAGCAACCUUCGGGUUAUAACGUUCCGAACCAGCCCUCGAACGUCUACCGUAGUCAGGGUGGAUCUCCACAAGUGCCACUGCCACAAAGCGCCCCACAGCCAACUCCCCCGCCCAAUAGGGUCCCACCGCCUCCGGUGAGUAGUGGCCGGGGAAUUAGUAGCACCUCAGUUGGCAGUUCCAUUCCGGAACGGCCACCCGGGUUUGUGAAGGUGAAUGCCGGACAGGGUUCGAGAACCCAAGUGCAUGCCGUGCUGGACUAUGACGACGACGAGGAGGACGAUUACUACGACGAUGGGGACGGCGGAUCGCAAACUUCCGAUCGGAAAAACUCUCGUAUGCCAACGGUAACACCCAUCCAGGGUCCAAUUUUUCUCAAGAAUGGAACAGUUCCUGUCGUGCCAUUAUUUGCAUAUCCUCAAGUCAGCAAUGGAACGUUCAUCCAGAUACCGAUCUGGUGGACGGCCCUAUCAGUAGCGCUUGGUCUCAACGUGCGGGGGGAUGUGAUCAAAGGUGUUCCUUGUGUUAAGAAGAACCAUCAGCUGUUCUGCCCGACGGCUGGCAAUAGUUAUCCAAUAGACAAAAUCGAAACAUUCAUCGACGAGAACAAGGCGCUAAUGAAACGAAUGUACGGAGACUUUGAGAUGUCCUCGAGGUAUCCGCCGUUGCAAACGAACAGGAAACGGAAACGUCAGGUCCAAGGGAUGGACGAUGAUUUCACGAUACUGCCGGAGCUGAUGGAUCUGUACGGAGUACCUGGCUCGGCGGACGAUCCUGUUUCAUUUGGCGGCAGUGGCGAUUCCUACUUUGGACGGUUACGGGACAAAAGGCAAAGUUCAACUGGUCGCAGUAACAACGGUGGAGCAAAUGGCUCAAAUGGUAGCAGUAAUGGCAACGGCAAUGGAAAUGCGAACAGAAGGCAAGGUUCGACGCCCGAUAGCAGUGGUGAGAGUACCGGAAGGGUGGACGCAUGUGAAUCCAAGAUCGAGAUCGUCACACCGUACUGGGCAUCCAACUCUGCGGGAAAAGUACGUGCCAUUGUAAAUACGCAGCAUUUUGAGCAAGCAAUUCACCAGGAGGUGUGUUCAAAAACACAAACAUCUCGCUGCUCGGGAGAUUGCGGUUGCGAGCAAAAGUACAAAUGGCAUCGGUUACUGGCCUACGAUCCGGACAACGAUUGCAAAGGUAUCUUCAUGGAUUGGUUCCUGUUUCCUUCGUGCUGCGUCUGUCGGUGCAGUCCUUGAGCUUCUUUCUACCAUAGUCAUAAGACUCGAUCAUCUUUCAAAAUCCAAAAUAACAUGUAGAAGUAAAAACAGACGACCAGAGAAGAGACUAGGAGUGAUACGAUCGAUUUGCUAGCAAGAAAGUCAUACGUGCGCAGGAUUGUGAGGUGUGAGACCGCGAAUAACUUUAAGAUAGAUGGUAAACUGUAAUGUUCUAGUGAUAGUUGUAGGAACAAUCCAUGGAAACUAUACGAAAGAGAUUCAACGUUUUAUUUAGAAUUGAUUUUAGCUGCUAAUCCAUAAGUCGUAUGUAUCAUAAGAAGCGCACUGAAUUGAACAAACAUUAAUUCACCAUCCAAGGAGGACCGUCAAAAUAGGGGGUUAAACCGAUUUCUAACUCAUGUGCUAGUUGGCAGCGUAGUCGUCUAGCCCAUCUAGAAACUGUUUUUGAAAACCAAACGUUGUCAGAUUCGACUAGCAGAAGCUAAGUUAUUUUUCUUUUGUAAAUACUGUAGAUUAAAUUAUUUCUACAAACAAA